Molecule: messenger RNA, 378 nt
Organism: Sparassis crispa
Lineage: Eukaryota; Fungi; Basidiomycota; Agaricomycetes; Polyporales; Sparassidaceae
Product: Vacuolar transporter chaperone 1
Exons: 5
Coding region: 1-378 (125 amino acids)
Cellular component (GO): vacuolar transporter chaperone complex; fungal-type vacuole membrane
Source: RefSeq, a predicted model, not a curated record
AUGUCGACACAGCCCUUACUGCAGCGUACGGCCGCCAAACGCAUUGCCCUCCCUGUCCGAGUGGAACCCAAAGUCUCUUUCGCCAAUGAGCGUACGUUUUUGUCAUGGUUGCAUUUCACAGUUGUGCUGGGAGGACUUGCGGUGGGUUUGUUGAACUUCGGAGAUAAGGUCGGAAGGAUUAGCGCGGCCAUGUUCUCCGUUGUUGCCAUGGCAGUCAUGGUGUACGCGCUGUACACGUAUCACUGGCGUGCUGCAUCUAUUCGACGAGGUGGACGCGGUCCGUAUGAUGACAGGGUCGGCCCGACAAUAUUGUGCAUUGCUUUGUUGAUCGCCAUUAUCGUCAAUUUCGCCCUGCGGUUUUCGGAUAUCAAUGACUGA